AUGCAGUACCAAAUGCGGUGUAUUGCACUCAAUCUCUGCCGUUGACGACCAAUGGAAAGGUUGAUAGACGUUGCUUAGCAACCAGCCUUCCAGAACUUGUGCGCAAUCAUGAUAGGCAAGAACGAAAGCGUCGCAAAUUGAAUUGCAAACCCAAAGUUGCCACUCGCCUACUGUUGCUCCAACAAAUUACAAACACACUGGAGUACACCGGCUCUGGAAGCGCCGCACCCGAAGACAGGGCGGAUUGUUACUUCGCGGCGACAGGCCAUUCCUCUCUCGACGCCGUGCGCGUCGUCUCUGCGAUCAGCGCACUCAGCGAUACGUCUCUAUCAACGACCACUACGCAGGUGUGU
Sphaeroforma arctica JP610 is the source of this 353-nucleotide messenger RNA. RefSeq lists its product as hypothetical. The transcript has 2 exons. The record is from RefSeq and is a predicted model, not a curated record. The annotation marks the transcript as partial. NCBI's taxonomy places the organism in Eukaryota, Ichthyosporea, Ichthyophonida.